AGCAAAGGGGGUGGGUGGGGUUGGGGCUGGGCUCCCAAUCCCGCCCCACGGAGUCCCAGCCCAGUUAGCUAACUCUAAAGCAGCAGGAGCCCACUCUUGGGCGAUAGAGCCAGAGGAGCCUAGCGGCCCCCGGAUAGCCGAAGUGGUCCCGGGACAGCCUGAGCGGCCUCCGGACAGUCGGAGCAGCCCAGCGGCCCCCGGACAACCGGAGCAGCAGCUCAACAGCCCCAGGACAAGAGCAGCCUCCGAACACCCGGAGCAGUCCGGUGGCUCUCCGACGGCCGGAGCGACCCCCGGACAGCCGGAGCGGCCCCAGGACAACCGGAGCAGCCCGGUGGCCCCAAGACGACCCCAGCAGAGCCGAACAAUCAGAGCAGCCCAACCGCCCUAGGACAACCAGAGCAGCCCCCGAACAACCGGAGCAGCUCAGCGGCUCCCGACAGCCGGAACAACCCCCAGAUAACCGGAGCAGUCUCCGGACAACCGGGACGGUCCAGCUGUCCCCGGACAACUGGAGCGGCCCCCGGACAACCGGAGUUGCCCAGAGGCUCCCGGGAACGUUCCGAGGGAGGUCUUGAGCCCUGGCGCUCGACUGCUUCUACACGAAAGCAGCCCAGGCUCCGGGCAGUUCCCACAGCCCUGGGGACUGGUCCGGCUCAGCCGCUCCCCGCCUCCGCCUCCUCCAUCACCGCCGGGUCCCCCCAAAAAAGGACAAGAGAAGGAAGGCUCGGCGGGCGUGAUGGCUCUCGGUUUCCGACUCCAACUGCAGGUCCUGUUGCUUCUGGCCGGCCCGGGAUCGGGAGCCCCGCCCGAGGCAGGGGGCCGAAGGCGAGAAGCGGAGGUAUUCUUGGAGAAGUAUGGGUACCUCCCUGAGCACGGCCCAAAAGCUUCCAGCUCCACACAGCUUACAGAUGCCAUAAGGGAGUUCCAGUGGGUGUCCCACCUGCCGGUCAGUGGGCAGCUAGACACGGCCACGAUGCGCCAAAUGGCCCUGCCGCGGUGUGGGGUGGAUGACUCGGAGAGCCAUUCGGCCUGGACUGAGAGGCUCAGCUCCCUGUUUGCUGGUCGCAGAGCCAAGACGAGGCUCAAGAAACGCUUUGUGCAGCAGACAGGAGGCAAAUGGUACAAACGCCAUCUUUCCUACCGCCUGGUGAACUGGCCCGAGUACCUCCCCGAGCCAGCGGUUCGCCACGCCGUGCGGGCGGCCUUCCAGGUGUGGAGCAACGUGUCCUCCCUGGAGUUCUGGGAAGCCCCGGCAUCGGGCCCCGCCGACAUCCGCCUCACCUUUUUUCAGGGCGAUCACAACGACGGGCUCAGCAACGCUUUUGAUGGGCCAGGAGGUGCCCUGGCCCACGCCUUCUUCCCCCGUCGUGGGGAAGCACACUUCGACAGGGAUGAGCGCUGGUCCUUCAAAAGCCGCAGGGGUCGGAACCUGUUCGUGGUGUUGGCCCACGAGAUUGGCCACACGCUGGGGCUGGGUCACUCCCCUGCUCCUCGGGCUCUCAUGGCGCCCUAUUACAAGAGACUGGGACGGGACUCUGUGCUGAACUGGGAUGAUGUCCUGGCCAUCCAAAACCUGUAUGGACAGCCCCUGGGGGGCUCAGUGGCUGAACAGCUCCCCGGAAAGCUAUUCACCAAUUUUGAGGACUGGGACCCCCACAGGUCCUGGGACAGGAAAUCUGGAGCGAGAGGACCCUAUUAUUGUCACUCCUUUUUUGACACCAUCACAGCAGACAAGGACCACCGAGUCUACAUCUUUAAAGGAAACCAUUUCUGGGAGGUGGGAGCUGAUGGCAAUGCUUCGGAACCCCAACUCCUGCAGGAGAAAUGGGCCAGUUUGCCCCCCGACAUCGAAGCAGCUGCUGUGUCCCCGGAUGAUGGAGACUUCCACUUCUUCAAAGGGAGUCGAUGCUGGCGGUUCCGGGGAUCAAGGUUACUGAAGGGCUACCCCCAGCUGUGCCGAGCAGGAGGACUCCCUCGCCACCCAGAUACUGCCUUUUUCUUCCCGCCACUCCAUCGAAUUGUGCUCUUCAAAGGUCCUCGCUACUACGUACUGGCUAACGGAGAGCUACAGAUUGAGCCCUACUACCCCCGAGGGUUAAGGGACUGGGUGGGCGUCCCCGCAGGGGUCCAAGGGGCGCUGCCCGGGUCCGAAGGCUCCAUCCUUUUCUUCAGGGAUGACCGUUACUGGCGGUUUGACCAGAUGGCGCUGAAGGUGGUAGCCACGGGCCGGUGGGCUGAAGAGCUUCCGUGGAUGGGCUGCUGGGACGCUAACUCUGGGGGGGCUCUGUUUUGAGCCCCUUGAUUUAUGACUAGUCAGGACUCUGGUGCCCAGCCUCAUACUCCUCUGCCAUGGGGAGACAGGCUAGUAUAGGAAAUCUUCAUAGUGCCCGUGUCUACAGUAGGAGGAGGGAGGAGAGGACCGUGGAUGGGCCAUUCUCCUGCUGAAGUGUCCAAAAGGAGUGUCAAGGAAAACAAUCAAGAAACAGGACAUGACACUGCCCCGUGGACAUGACUGUAAUGGAUGAAUCCCAAAUAAAGAGAGGAAAGGGGAGGAGGGGGCCCCAGCUCGAAAGGGGGAGAGAAAAGGAUGAAUAUUAGAGAGCUAGAAAAAUAUUUUCUCCCAAUCCCACCCUAAGCAGCCCUCGAAGAGCAACAGCAGCAGAGCCAGAGCAGCGGUCCUUCUAAGGAAGAAUAAACUUCAAGAGUAGACGAUUAAAAUCUCUCCCUGAUGCAGGGUCAGCUGGUCACCUUUCCCUUUGAGCCCUGUUGUCUAUCACAAUAGCAGCAUUCUCUAGGACACACACACACACACACACACAGAGCAUUCCUUAAGCCAUAGACCCCAUAAAUAGCUGAGAUUCUUAGUGGAGGAGGCUGAUUCUCCACCAAAAAUAACCCUGCCCCCAACCAGUGUAGGGCCUGCAAUUAAGCUCCUGAUUCCAUCCUCCCCUUUUCCUAAUGUCCACUCCCAAGCUCUGGAUCUGCCCGCUAGCAUCCACGGUUCCUGCAUCCUUCAUAUCCCUUGCAGACAAUCCCCAGGUAGGGGAAGAAAGACUUACUGGCUAGAGCUUUGUUCCGGGAAACAAGACUAGCCCACCACAAUUUUCCUUGUUUUGCCUCAUUUUCUCACUUUGUAUCAAGGGGAAAUGCCUUUUACCUUGGUCUAAAUUUUGCUCCCAGAAGGCAGGGCAGGAGAUAGAUACAGCACAUGCUUAGUUACUGAGGGGAGAAGGGAAUCUGUCUGAGAUGGAUCAAAGUUAGGAAGAGUUGCAGUGGAUUGAGCUCCCUGGUCACUGCCCCAUAAUUUGACUUUCAAGGAACAAAUCAGGUUAGCUUGAAAAUCAGACCUUGGAGAAAACUCAGAAAGAGGGACCAUCCUGGGGCCUCCCGGGCCUCCCCUCCCUGUUACGCCUUACACACAAUGCUCACUGAAUCGAUUGAUGCACCGAGGGCUUUAUUGAACAUCCUCCACCACGAAGGGAGGAUUCAUAAAUAAAACUGUCUCCUGGGAAGGGC
Messenger RNA from Antechinus flavipes (yellow-footed antechinus), 3519 nucleotides. RefSeq names its product matrix metallopeptidase 28 (gene MMP28). Gene Ontology annotation, molecular function: metalloendopeptidase activity; zinc ion binding. The transcript has 8 exons. Bases 740 to 2296 code for a protein of 518 amino acids. Gene Ontology annotation, cellular component: extracellular matrix. NCBI's taxonomy places the organism in Eukaryota, Metazoa, Chordata, Mammalia, Dasyuromorphia, Dasyuridae. The record is from RefSeq and is a predicted model, not a curated record. Gene Ontology annotation, biological process: proteolysis; extracellular matrix organization; collagen catabolic process.